AUGUUUGAAGAUCGUGAUACUGAAAAGUCGCAGACCAAUUACAGAUUGAAGUUGCAGCCUGAGUAUGUACUCAAAAAGUCAUGGUUUAUGCAAAUACCUAAAUUGCCGUAUUGUUCCAUGAGUGGGGCAAUGUUAAGAGUGUGUGAUCCUAGUGGACAAAGACCGCUUUUGGUCAAUUUCGACUCCUCAGGUGCAAUUGUAGUCCGCAAAGCUGACGAUUUGACACUACCAGCAGUUUCAAACCUCGCCGUUUUCUGUAGAUUCGAAGAUUAA
This is a messenger RNA of Diatraea saccharalis (sugarcane borer), 273 nucleotides long. NCBI's taxonomy places the organism in Eukaryota, Metazoa, Arthropoda, Insecta, Lepidoptera, Crambidae. The record is from the annotation of a GenBank genome assembly.